ACUUGAGGCCAACUUCACACAACUUGGUCAUAUGAUUUGUGCUGUCGGAAAAGGGCGAGUCUGAAUUGGUCUGAAUUGUUUGUCUGCCACUGACUCCAUAUAAAAUUUACAACACAACAGUGAAUUAUAUUUAUUAAAAUAAAUAUUUAAUAAUUCAUAAAACUAAAAAAAAUGAAGGGUUGUAUUUUUAAUAUUGAUGGGGGCUACCUUGAAGGUUUAUGCCGUGGUUUUAAAUGUGGAAUUUUACAGCAAAGUGAUUAUCUUAAUUUAGUACAGUGUGAGACACUCGAAGAUCUGAAACUUCAUCUUGCUGGUACUGAUUAUGGUAGUUUUUUGGCAAACGAACCAUCACCACUUGCAGUAAGUGUGAUUGAUGAUAAAUUACGUGAAAAACUUGUUAUUGAAUUUCAACAUAUGCGUAAUCAUUCAGUUGAGCCAUUAUCACAAUUUUUGGAUUUUAUAACAUACAGUUAUAUGAUUGAUAAUAUUAUAUUAUUGAUAACUGGUACAUUACAUCAACGACCAAUAUCUGAGCUUAUUCCAAAGUGUCAUCCUUUGGGUAGUUUUGAACAAAUGGAAGCUAUUCAUGUUGCAGCAACACCAGCUGAAUUGUACAAUGCUGUACUUGUUGAUACUCCACUUGCUCCAUUCUUUGUUGAUUGCAUCUCUGAGCAAGAUUUGGAUGAGAUGAAUAUUGAGAUUAUUCGUAAUACUCUUUACAAAGCAUACUUGGAAGCAUUCUAUACUUUUUGCAAGAAUAUUGGUGGUACAACUGCUGACACAAUGUGUGAAAUUCUUGCUUUUGAAGCUGAUAGACGAGCAAUCAUCAUCACAAUAAAUUCAUUUGGUACUGAGCUUGGUAAAGAUGAUCGUGCUAAAUUAUAUCCACGUUGUGGACGUCUUAAUCCUGAUGGUUUAGCUUCAUUAGCACGUGCUGAUGAUUAUGAUCAAGUCAAAAAUACUGCUGAAUAUUAUGCUGAAUACAGUGCUUUGUUUGAAGGUGCAGGAAAUAAUCCUGGUGAUAAAACUCUUGAGGAUAAAUUCUUUGAACAUGAGGUUCGUUUGAAUGUCAAUGCUUUUCUUCAACAAUUCCAUUUUGGAGUAUUCUACAGUUAUUUAAAACUAAAAGAACAGGAAUGCCGUAAUAUUGUCUGGAUAGCUGAAUGCGUUGCCCAAAAACAUCGUGCUAAAAUUGACAACUACAUUCCAAUAUUUUAAAAUAAUAAAAUAAUAUGAAAAUUGUUAAGAGUUGUUACAGUUAUGCAUGAAUAUUUUAACUUUAACAAUAUAUAUAUUUUUUUUUUCCUCCCAUUCGAUUAUUGUGUAUAAAAACAAAAAAAAACAAAUUUAAUUGUGACCAAUAAAUGUUGUUUGAUGUCAUGUUGAAUUUGCAUUAGGCAAGUAUAUAAUUAUGAGCUAAAAAAAAAAAAAAAAACAAAAAAUAUCAACAGAAAUCAUUUUAAAAGUAUUAUUGUUAAUGUUUAUUAUUUGUUUUUUUUUUUUCGUUGAAUAAUGUAAGAGUAAACAGUAUACAGCAUUCCAUUCGAAAUAAUCAUACAACCGCUGUCGAAAUUUGUAAAACAAAAAAGAAAAAAACAAAACGAAUUAUAAAAUAUAUUAGCGUGAAAUAAAAAAAAAAGAAACAUUAAAAAAUUAUUGUAUAUUUUUUUUAUUCUGAAUUAGAAAAAUUUUUUAUUUAUUUAGAAAAAUUUAAAAAUGAAAUUAUGCUUCAU
Aphidius gifuensis is the source of this 1733-nucleotide messenger RNA. RefSeq names its product V-type proton ATPase subunit d (gene VhaAC39-1). Gene Ontology annotation, molecular function: proton-transporting ATPase activity, rotational mechanism. Gene Ontology annotation, biological process: vacuolar acidification; proton transmembrane transport; vacuolar transport. The transcript has 6 exons. The record is from RefSeq and is a predicted model, not a curated record. NCBI's taxonomy places the organism in Eukaryota, Metazoa, Arthropoda, Insecta, Hymenoptera, Braconidae. The coding region runs from base 172 to 1218 and encodes 348 amino acids. Gene Ontology annotation, cellular component: proton-transporting V-type ATPase, V0 domain; vacuolar proton-transporting V-type ATPase complex; plasma membrane proton-transporting V-type ATPase complex.